Molecule: messenger RNA, 1332 nt
Organism: Archocentrus centrarchus (flier cichlid)
Lineage: Eukaryota; Metazoa; Chordata; Actinopteri; Cichliformes; Cichlidae
Gene: sparcl2
Product: SPARC-like 2
Exons: 9
Coding region: 1-885 (294 amino acids)
Biological process (GO): anatomical structure development
Molecular function (GO): calcium ion binding; extracellular matrix binding; protein binding
Source: RefSeq, a predicted model, not a curated record
AUGGCAGUAGCUGAACAAAAGGUCGGUGUGCUCAUGCUAUCCAAGGAGACAGUGGAGGAUGAGGGAGACAGCAUUUUUGCAGCUGAGGAACUUCACACCUACCCUCAGAAUGAAGGGCAGCCUCCUCAGUGCUCCUUUGACAGAAAACUCUGUGUGUUUCAGGGAGGCAGAGCCCAGCGCAGACAGAGACAAGCUGAAGAGAGCCUGAGACCUUAUAUUGGCAGAGUUAAACCAGAAAAGCUUUGUGAGCUGCUGAAAUGCCGUAGUCCAGUGGGAUCUUGGUGCCAGGCAGUUCAGGAAAAUGGAAUCCUCAUCCCCAAGUGUGUUUGCCCUCAGUCAUGUCCUCGGCAGAGGGCACCAGUGUGCAGUGCUGUGGGAAAGACCUAUGAGAAUGAGUGUUUGCUUCAUAAAGAUGCCUGCAGAAAGAGACGCCGCACCGGACUCGCUCACACAGGACCGUGUCUGGUCCCCAAGGGUAAAUGCACCAGGGAGGAGUUAGGCCAAUUUCCAUAUCGUCUCAUGGACUGGUUUCUGUUAUUGAGUCGUAUGGGGGAAUCCUAUGCACCUGCUGCCCCACCCCAGAGCUGCUUGAGCCAUGCCCAGAGGACACACCUGGCAGAGAAAAGAUUUACCUUAUUGGACAGGAAUAAAGAUGGCAAGUUGAGCCGCAGGGACCUGAGGAAGCUGCGUUAUAAGAGGAUGCCUCUGGAGCACUGUGCUACACCAUUUUUUCAGUCAUGUGAUCGUAACAGGAACAGGAAGGUGACCCUCAGUGAGUGGACAACAUGUCUGGUGGAUCGUUCUGAAGCCUGGUUCUAUCAAUUCAUGUCAAUGGAAAUGGGUUCCCCGAAGUUGUGUCCUACAAUCAAACAGAACCACCUCUGAAACACUCCUGACAGCUACAUGAUUUUAAAGCUACAGGAUGGCAUCUCUAUACACUGCUACUUAUUGAUUUGACCUCUUGUGACGUGUUAUUUAUGAUGUCAUGAAAUCUGAUGGGCUGCGGGCUGCCCGUGGAUUUUUACUUUUGCUCAAAGGGAACAAUUUAAAGGUCUAGACAGACUGAAUGCUAAUCACAUUAAUUGUUAAUUACAUUUGCUGACAUUUUGUACAACUGUAUUGUAAAGACACGGACACAUAAAAAACAACAAAUUACAUGGAAUGCUUUGAAUAACCAAUUAAAAUGAGGCUAGCACAGACAGACAGCAUGAUAUGCAGAGAAUGCUUAGUGGGGAAAGACGUGACCAGAGAAGAGACAAAGAGUUAAGAAAAGAGUGAAGGGGAGAAACAGCAAAAAGUGUCAUAAUGCAAUGGGGGAGAGUGAAAGCAAAG